Molecule: messenger RNA, 4790 nt
Organism: Cololabis saira (Pacific saury)
Lineage: Eukaryota; Metazoa; Chordata; Actinopteri; Beloniformes; Belonidae
Gene: slc5a3b
Product: solute carrier family 5 member 3b
Exons: 3
Coding region: 889-3015 (708 amino acids)
Biological process (GO): inositol metabolic process; transmembrane transport; myo-inositol transport
Cellular component (GO): plasma membrane
Molecular function (GO): D-glucose:sodium symporter activity
Source: RefSeq, a predicted model, not a curated record
AACGCGGAAGUCCGCCAACUCAUCUCUCACACACUGGGACUGCGAGUGACCCGCAAAACUGGCGGCAGACCCUUUAAAUCGCCCCGAAACGUUGGGAUCGGUAAUCGGGUGUGUUUGCAGGACAGAAAGGGGUCCAUGGCGGCUCCGGGAGCCCCGAUCCGGCGCGUUGAUCCGCUCCUGCGGCGCAGCUGGAGCUGCGUCCGGCUGAUGGCGCAGCGAUUACAAUUUGCGCUCAAAUUCAAACGUUUUCUUUCGUCCCCUCCCACUUUAAUUCAAGACUCAUAGAUAUUUACCCGGAGCAUCUUCUAGUAGGUUUUUUGUUUUGCAUCCCAAACGGGUCACGGGUGCGCUCCACGUGUGGGGCGUGGAAUUGAACUGGUGCUUCCAAGGAGGAGGAGGAGGAGGAGGAGGAGACGCAUCAUCGUCUGACGAGCAUCACACAAGUGCAACUCAAGAGGAGGACGCGGAGUAUAAGUGCUCCUCGGGUCAAAGAUACAACCUGGUUGGGGGGAAAACUGAAAACUGACAACAAGACGCACCUUCCCACGCGGGACGAGCCUCAAGUGCGGCUUUUCAUCGCGCCUCCCGUGAAAAGCGCACACGUUUUUAACGAUGGAGCUGUGCUGCAGAGCCAGAGUCUCUUGGGUUGUUUAUGGAGAACACAUGGAGAGCCCUCCUCGAUGAUGACAUGGAAUAUGCAGCCUAGCUUUUUCUAGACCAGCGACCUGUGACGUCCUCAGUUUGCCAGUGGAUUAGCUCAUCUUCUGUCCUUGAUCUUAUAAAGGAUCUCUGUCCAGCUUCUUUCUAGGCAGCAAACCAAAGCAUUCCAUUACCUUCACUCCUUCUUUAUUAGGAUUCAUAUCGCUUUGAGCUUCAAAACAAGCGAAAAUGGGUCCUUUGAUGGAAGCAGCGGACAUCGCUGUGGUGGCACUCUACUUCCUCCUGGUGCUCGUCAUCGGGGUCUUUGCCAUGUGGAAGUCCAACCGCAGCACCGUGAGCGGCUACUUCCUGGCGGGGCGCUCCAUGUCGUGGAUCGUGAUCGGCGCGUCCCUCUUCGUCAGUAACAUCGGCAGCGAGCACUUCAUCGGCCUGGCUGGAUCCGGGGCGGCGAGCGGCUUCGCUGUGGCGGCGUGGGAAUUCAACGCGCUUCUCCUCCUGCAGCUCCUCGGCUGGGUGUUCAUUCCCGUGUACAUCCACUCGGGCGUCUUCACCAUGCCUGCGUAUUUGUCCAAACGCUUCGGUGGAAACAGACUCAAGUUUUACUUCGCCGCCUUGUCCGUGCUGCUUUACAUUUUCACCAAGCUGUCGGUGGAUCUGUACGCCGGAGCGCUCUUCAUCCAGGAGUCCCUGGGCUGGAACCUUUACGUGUCCAUUCUUCUGCUCAUCAGCAUGACUGCUCUGCUCACCGUCACCGGUGGACUGGUGGCGGUGCUGUACACGGACGCCCUGCAGGCCGUGUUGAUGAUCGGCGGAGCCCUGACCUUGACCAUCAUCAGCUUAGUGAAAGUCGGUGGGCUGGAGGGAGUCAGAACUAAGUACAUGCAGGCGGUUCCUAAUGUUUCUGCUAUUUUAGCUGCUGGGAACUUCACGUACUCGCCCUCCUGUCGCAUCGAGGCCAAACCAAACGCGCUAAGCAUCCUCCGCGGCCCCCUGGACGAAGACAUCCCCUGGCCAGGCUUCAUCCUCGGCCAGACCCCUGCGUCCAUAUGGUACUGGUGUGCGGAUCAGGUCAUCGUUCAACGGGUCCUCGCGGCCAAGAACAUCGCUCACGCCAAAGGCUCGACUCUCAUGGCGGGAUUUCUGAAAAUCCUGCCCAUGUUUUUGAUCGUCAUCCCGGGGAUGAUCUCCCGCAUCCUGUUCACGGACGAGAUCGCCUGCAUCGGGCCGGAGCACUGCAUGGCCGUGUGCGGCUCUCGAGCCGGCUGCUCCAACCUGGCCUACCCGCGCCUGGUCAUGGCGGUGAUGCCGGUGGGGCUCAGGGGCCUCAUGAUGGCGGUGAUGAUCGCCGCCCUGAUGAGCGACCUGGACUCCAUCUUCAACAGCGCCAGCACCAUUUUCACCCUGGACAUCUACCAGACCAUCCGGAGCGAGGCCUCCCAGCGGGAGCUGCUGGUGGUGGGCCGCAUGUUCGUGGUGGUCAUGGUGGCCAUCAGCCUCGCCUGGGUGCCCGUCAUCAUCGACAUGCAGGGAGGGCAGACGUAUCUCUACAUCCAAGAGGUCGCCGGCUACCUCACUCCACCGAUCGCGGCUCUUUUCCUGCUAGGCGUGUUCUGGAGACGGUGUAACGAGAAAGGGGCCUUCUGGGGUGGCAUGACCGGCUUCACGCUCGGCGCCAUCCGACUGAUCCUGGCUUUUAUCUACCGCCAGCCUCCCUGCGACCAGCCGGACACCAGGCCCGCCUUCAUCGUCCAUGUUCACUACAUGUACUUCGCAGCGGGGCUGUUUUGGAUUUCCGGGCUGGUGGCGGUGAUCGUCAGCCUCUGCACCUCUCCGCCGAGCGACGAGCAGGUCAGCACCACCACAAUCUGGGGGCUCCGCAACAUUAAAAUGGUGCCGCUGAAGGACCCAGAGGAAAUGUACCGCCUGACAGAGAAGAGCCAAUGCAACGGCACCGGAAACAUCCACAAAGAGAUGCCCGCGGAUGUCAAGAAGGAGAGGUGCUUAGAUGGCGCCGAUGUCAAGCUCCUGGUGCCGUCCGCGGAGCAUGACCCGGCGACCCCCAGCACGGAGACGUCUCCGGCCACCACCCCCGCCGAACACCUGGGCUUCGGGAAGAUGGAGCUGAAGAGAGCGGAGGAAUACUGCCAUGGUAACGGGGGCCGGAGUAGGUGCAUGCGUCUGCUGGACUGUUUCUGCGGAUAUAACGAGGCAGCGCAGCAAACAGUGGGGCAGGAAGACGGAAGCCGCAUCGCCGAGAUGCUCCACGAACCCCCCAGAGUCAAGAUCCUGCUCAACCUGGGAAUGGUGACGGUCUGCUCCGUGGGCAUCUUCAUGUUUGUUUAUUUCUCACUAUAGGUGAAGCCCGCUCUGAACUGACUGGAACUGCCCCCGAGGCGGGGAGGGGACAGGGUGGGAUGGGUUAGGGGGAUUUGGGCUGUUACAAUUGAAUUUUCAGAGAUUCGAGAAGGUCCGUCUGUAAUAUUUACAGUUGUCUUUUGUAGCUCUCUAACAGGGACCCAAGCUUAUUCUAAUCAUUUUAUUUUUUUAGAUGAUUAAAGCUUCUCCACAUGAAAAAAAAAAAACAAAAAAAAAACAACUUUACCAGUAUGAGUCUCAUUUUGAAUUUCAUUGUCGUCAGAAUAUCCCCCGGGAGUUUAAGAGUCGUUCUGUAAGUGAAUUUAAUAUUUGCCUUAUUUUACAAAUGCACUUGUCUUCUUUGCAGUGUAAAAAAAAAACAAACACAAAUAUAUCCUGUGAUACCUUGUUGAAAGAGGUUUUACGUUUAGUUGUGAGGUUAUUUUUUUUUUAAGCUUGAGAGAAUGAGUUGAAAUAUAAUUCAGUCCUCUUGUUUUUUAAAUCUUCAAAGAGAAAACAGAAAGAAGCAUCGCUUCACAGCCGACUUUACAUAUGUUGUUACGUUUUCAGUGAUGGUUGAAAUCACUGCUUUGAAUUCCUGAAUGUGUUGAAUCUAGAAGCACUUAAUCAAACUUACCGUUACUAUUUGGUGUACACCAUCGCAGCUGAGCAAGAUAGAGAAACAAGCACAAUAUUAGAGGUUAUUGGAGGUUAUCCUUUUCUUUUUGUCUUUUUGAAGAUGGUUUCUCAUCUUAAAAGAGCAUUAGAUGGUACUGUACAUUUGGAUUGGGUGCUGUGCCAGUUGUGCCAGUUGAUGACCAAAUUCCAGUCUCCCCUGGCGCUCUAAUGCUAAUUUUAAUAAUUUUGUUUAUAUGAUUGCACUUUUGUUUUUCGUGGCUGUUUUCUGUUCUGUGUUAUUGUUUAUAACCAGCAAACAGCUGUUCAUGCACUACUGUGUCAUAACAACACGCUACAAGUACCAAUGUUCAUGACUUUAUCGGUUUGUAUUUCAUCUCGUUUUAUGUUUGACGUAUUUAAAAAGUGCACACCAAGUCUGCUGCAUUAUUUUAAAGCGGUGUACAGAUGUUUCAGGGCUCACUGCAUCAGCCAUGAUAAACAUUUCUUAUCUAGUUGGGUUUUUCUUGUGUAUCUACUGCGUGUCAAUAUAUUUCUUGUCUGUAUUCUUUGAAGUGCAUUUUCUAUAAACCUACCAAAUGUGUCUUAGUGUUAUAAUGCUUAUGUGAAAAAAGAGUCAGACAAAGAACAGAUCUUUACAUUUUAUUUUGUUGCCUGAUUUCUAAAUUUAUUUAAAUCUGUGUCAUAGACCAAUGUUGUCACGUAGUGUGUUUUUAUUUGGCGUUAUGGAAAAAUGGUAGAAAAGUGACAUUUCAGACAUUUGAGUGCAGAUUCACACGGCUGGAAGGUCAUCGAGAGAUAAACGAAUGUAUAAAGCAGAACGGUGUUCAUUAUUUCUGCCGCGUGAUGUGUCCACAUGUCAACGUCUAACUCCAACAAGACAAAUAAAAAAUACCAAGCUUUUAUGCUUCUUUUUUUUUUUUAAUUUUCUUUCCUUGGGGUGAUUUAACCCCAGUUUCUUUCGACUGACCCCGGCGUCAGUAUGCGACGGGCCAACUCUUACGUACCACAACGGACUGAUGAGAGAUGAUCGCUGUUAAGGGAAAGAGCUUUAAAUCGGUUUCUUUCUUUAUGAGAUGAUAUCUUGUAAUUUUUUUAAUGAAUUUUAUUUUUAGACACUGAAAAUAAAGUUUUUGUGU